Messenger RNA from Myripristis murdjan (pinecone soldierfish), 687 nucleotides. RefSeq names its product protein FAM3C-like. NCBI's taxonomy places the organism in Eukaryota, Metazoa, Chordata, Actinopteri, Holocentriformes, Holocentridae. Bases 1 to 687 code for a protein of 228 amino acids. The record is from RefSeq and is a predicted model, not a curated record. The transcript is spliced from 9 exons.
AUGGGGAUUCUGAAAGCUGUGGUCACAUUAGCAUCCAUGGCGGUUUUUGUUCAUGUCAUGCUGCAGAAAUACAGCCACAUGCUGAAUGGUGAUCGUCCUUUCAAUCUGGCUGAACAUUUUGGCAGAUUCAGACAGAACAAGAAGCCGCCCGCCAAGCGAUUAGAUGACGUGUGCGGCAUGCAAAGCUGUCCAAAGGAUCAGUUCAGCUUCUUCAUCUUUAAAGGAGCUGCUAAGGCAGUGGCACCACAGAUCUGCAUCAACAACAAGCUGGUUCUUGGCAAGCCAUUGAACAAUGCUGGCAGUGGAGUAAACGUUGUUGUCGUACAUGGGAGAACAGGACAAGUUGUCAAGACUGGAAACUUCAACAUGAAGAACGGUGAUGAUGAAAGUCUCAUUGAUUUUCUCUGGAGCAUUGAGCAAGGCUCUGCUGUGCUGAUGGCCUCCUAUGAUGAUCCUGCCACAAAUGAAAUGGCUGGUCACCCGUCCGACUGGUUAAGUGAUGAAGCCAGAGAUCUGAUUGGUGAACUGGGAAGCUCUGCCGUCCACUCACUCUCCUUCAGAGACAACUGGGUGUUUGCUGGAGGAAAAAGCGCCAGGACCAACUAUGAGAAGACCGGACUUGGUGAAGCUCUGGCUAGAGUGGAGAGUCUGGAGCGCAAGGACAGGAACAGCAUGAUCCGGGUGUGA